Molecule: messenger RNA, 1709 nt
Organism: Gorilla gorilla gorilla (western lowland gorilla)
Lineage: Eukaryota; Metazoa; Chordata; Mammalia; Primates; Hominidae
Exons: 10
Coding region: 227-601 (124 amino acids)
Source: RefSeq, a predicted model, not a curated record
GGGCGGGGCUGGGGGCGCGGCGCCGCGGAGCUCGGGCCGGCGGAAGGUUUACCUGCUAGGCUUGUCCCACCUGUGUGGAGCUCCCAUCGCCCUCCAGCGUUGCGCAGCCUGGAGGGACAGGACGGACACGCGGGUGCCUCCUUCUAAUUCAUCUUCACCAUUGUGGUUGUCAAUAUGGCAUGCAGAAUUAUUCCUCUUUCCAGGUUUUCCCCAAGGACCCUGGACAAUGCUGGUUUUUCCUAUGUGCACCACCAAAGGGCCUAUCCAGCUUCUAGAGUCUACCUGGAUUCCUGGGCUCAUGGCCCCUUCCUCCAUCUUCAAACCAGCAAUGGAAAUGGAAAUGAAAGCAAAAUGGAAGGACGUGAGGUCCUUAUCCUUGGAGAUCCUAUGGAGUCUCCACAGACAUUCCUUGAAGAAAUCAGAUGGAGCUGAGCCUGACACUCUAACCGGUUCUCUGGGUCUACUGCAAAGGUCUAAUAAAAGGCACCUUUGCCCGGUUGCUUCAAUUCUAGGAAGCUGUUCAAUGUUUGACUAUAUUUCUCCAUACUCAUUUGAAAACAGUUCAUCAGAUUGGAACGACCUGGAGCAGCCAGCAGAGUGACAAAUGAGGAAGAGGACAGAAUCUAGCCGAAGAAGCUCUGGAAGAUACCAUUUGAAGUCUUGAGUGCUUGAACUCACAAAGAAAGCACGUAGGUUCCAGCAUUCAGCACCAUGGUCAAGAGACAGAAACUAAAAUCCGUGGCUUCAGGCUGCUAAAAGCCGAAAACAAAACAAAAUAGAACAACAACGACAACAACAACAAAAUAAGGAAAAAAGCUUGGAGAAAUUGUGUGCCCAGGGCCACAGAACAAGAAAGUUGCAGAGAUGGAAACCCAGGUAUCUUGACACUAUAAUUUGUCCUCAAAUGCCUGUAUUAUAAUGUCUACCUGUGUAUUGUUUAAAUUAUUUGACAACAUGAAGCAUGUCUUUUGUAAUCACACACAAGAAAAUAUUGCUGAAAAUAACUUAAUCUUGUAAACCUGUAAAAGAAGAGAUAUGUCCUCUCUUUGACUAGCUUAGCUGCAAUGUCAAUUUACCAUCUGUGGGGUUGAGUCUGUGGUCUAUGUACAGCCUAUGGGAAUGUUCACUUUAGGACCUUUUGCCCAUAAACAAACUUCUAAAAUUUCUUGAAUAUUCUAAUGACUUACAGUCUCUAAAAAGAAAUCUUUUUUUUAAGAAUAUAAUUUUUUUCCUUAAAAUGGGUUUGGCUGCUUUCUAAUAGCUCCUGAGAAUUAAAUGGUCUCUACAAUGUCCCCUCCAUAUUCCAAAUAAACAAGUCAAAGCCCGAAAGCCCUGUGGUGGGACAUGACCCAAACACACAAGUUUUUAUGGCCUAAAGUCACCUUGCCAGAAUGCACUGAAAGACAAACAGAGAGCAUUCUUUAAAUAUUUCUAGUUUAAGAAACAAAAACAAAAACAAAAACAUUAUUUCUUUUUUUUAAACUAACAAGCCCCUAGAAAGAAAAUAGUAAAUAAAUGAAAAAGUAAAUCAUAAAUAAAAUGUAUAUUAAUUAAAAUAAAUAUUCGCUUGACAAAAAACAUCUCCAGUAACCCAAAAUCCUGCAAAUGAAAGAAGUGGGGGAGUGGGGGCUUGGCAUAAAUAUUCCAGAGCUCUUCCUCAGUCUCUUUAUUUCAUACUUUUCUGAUCCGCUGACACCUCCCCACAUACU